AAUUCAGACAGUCGGACCACCCAAACCACCCUUCUCUCUCUGUCUAUUUAAUUUAAAAGAUAGCUUUUUUUUUUUGACAGAAAAUAAAAUAAAAAGAAAAAUCUGAAUAAAAAUAAUAGUUAUUUUAGUUAUAUCAGUCCUUCCUUCUAGAAGAAAUUUGAAUAAUAAGAAGAAGAAGAAGAAGGACGAUCUCAUUCUCAUUACAUACAAUCAAUCAAUAAUUUGAUUUUCUACCUUCUACGUGGGGGAGAGGAAAGUAGACUUUUUUAUUGGAUUAUUUAUUGAUAAUUUUGAUUUUAAGUUUCGAUCUCGAAUGGGUUUUUAUUAUUGUCGCCACCCAUUAUGACUUCUUCUUCUCCUUUUUCUUAGUUUUCUUGUAGUAGCCGCCCUCUCUCUCCUGUUCCUUUGUACUUUUCUCUCUCUAGAUUCUCUCUCUCUCUCUCUCUCUCUGUAGCUUCUAACAAUGGCUUUGACCUUUAGCGUUUAUCCCUUGUUAACAACACGUUUCUUUGAUGACCAGCUCAUUUGUAGCCGAAGAGAACCAAGCUUAAUAGUCACCACACCACAAUUCAUUUCCUCUUCUUCUUCUUCUUCUUCUUCUUCUUCUUCUUCUUCUUCGUGUUCAUAGUUCUUAACUCUCUAAAAUGUUGCCUUGGUCAGCAAGCGAGUAAGUUCAAAGCCAGAGACAAAAAGGAAAAAAAAACCAAGCUUUGAAUAAAACGAAACAGAGUUCUUUGUUUUACUUCUCAAAGAUUUGAUUUUUCUUUUCUUGUACAGCUUAUUCGUGUAUAAUUAAUUAAGUAGCGAACUGGGUUUCUUUUCUUUAGAACAGUUGUGGUAAAUUUCAUUCGCUAUGAUUGAUUUCUUCAUCAUGGUAUUUCAUGAAUUUGACGAUUAUUGACUCAGUUUCCUCAGAUCAAGCCUUUAGAUUCAAAUCUCCCCGCCAUAACUGUAGUUUCUAAACUUUCAAGAAAACCCAACUCAAGUUGGGAUGGACUCCAAAUCACCAGCUGAAAACUCUAUUCAUAUAGAGUCAACUUUCAAUACUUCAUCAUCCAGAAGAAGCAUUUCUUCAUAUCAGUCCAGGACCUCAGCUGCAAAUUCCAUUAGAGAAGUGAAUUUUGGUGAUCUGGGUCCGAAGCCCGUGAGGUAUGGGUCCAGAGCUGCAGAUUCCGAGGCGUUCAGCAUGUCAUUAAAGGAGAUUAACGACGAGGACGCGAGGUUGGUAUACAUUGAUGAUCCAGGGAAAACCAAUGAGAGAUUCGAAUUCGCUUCGAACACAAUUAAGACAGCAAAGUAUUCAAUAUUUACAUUCUUGCCAAGAAAUUUAUUUGAGCAAUUUCACAGAGUCGCAUACAUAUAUUUUCUUGUUAUAGCUGUGCUCAAUCAGCUUCCUCAACUGGCUGUUUUUGGUAGAACAGCUUCCAUUUUACCUUUGGCUUUUGUUCUCUUAGUUACUGCUGUUAAAGAUGCUUAUGAAGAUUACAGGCGCCAUCGGUCUGACCGAAUUGAAAACAACAGAUUGGCUUCAAUUCUGGUCAACAAUGAGUUCCAGCCAAAAAGAUGGAAGGAUAUUCAAGUUGGUGAAAUCAUCAAAAUUCAUGCAAAUGAAACUAUUCCUUGUGAUAUGGUGUUGCUCUCGACCAGUGAUCCAACUGGGGUUGCUUAUGUUCAGACUAUCAAUUUAGAUGGAGAGUCUAAUUUGAAGACUCGGUAUGCUAAGCAAGAAACUCUGUCAAAGUUGCCUGAGAAAGAAAAGAUUAGUGGGAUUAUUAAGUGUGAGAAACCCAAUAGGAAUAUUUAUGGAUUCCAGGCAAAUCUUGAUAUUGAUGGGAAGAAACUGUCUUUGGGACCCUCUAACAUUAUUAUUCGAGGUUGUGAGCUCAAGAAUACUGGAUGGGCUAUUGGGGUUGCAGUGUAUGCUGGGAGGGAGACAAAAGCUAUGCUCAACAAUUCUGGUGCCCCUUCUAAGAGGAGCCGGCUUGAGACCCGUAUGAACUUAGAGAUCAUCAUUCUUUCUGUGUUUCUUAUUCUUUUGUGUAGUGUUGUGUCUGUAUGUGCUGGUGUUUGGUUGAGGCGCCACAGGGAUGAAUUGGAUUACCUCCCAUUUUAUCGGAGAAAGGACUUUUCUAAGGGGGAUGAGGAGAAUUAUGAGUACUAUGGGUGGGGAAUGGAGAUAUUUUUCACUUUCCUCAUGUCUGUCAUUGUCUUCCAGAUUAUGAUCCCUAUUUCUCUGUACAUUUCAAUGGAGCUUGUUCGAGUUGGACAGGCUUAUUUUAUGAUCCGAGAUGCACAAAUGUAUGAUGAAGCCUCAAAUUCAAGAUUUCAGUGCAGGGCUCUAAAUAUAAAUGAAGAUUUAGGACAGAUAAAGUAUGUAUUUUCAGAUAAAACCGGUACUCUUACCGAGAACAAGAUGGAGUUUAAGUGUGCUAGCAUUUGGGGGGUGGAUUACAAUGGCAGCAAAGAGAGUUCAGAAACUGAGCUCCCAGGUUACUCAGUUCAAGUUGAUGGAAAUACUUUGAGGCCGAAGAUGAAGGUGAAUGUUGAUCCAGAGCUCCUACAACUUGCAAAGAGUGGACGGGAUACUAGUAGAGGCGCACAAGUGCAUGAUUUCUUACUUUCCUUGGCAGCUUGCAAUACAAUUGUUCCUCUUGUGACAGAUACAUCAGAUCCUAGUGUGAAGUUGAUGGAUUACCAAGGGGAGUCACCAGAUGAACAGGCAUUGGUUUAUGCUGCUGCAGCCUAUGGAUUUAUGCUUAUUGAAAGAACCUCAGGGCAUAUAAUUAUCGAUAUUCAUGGACAAAGGCAAAGGUUCAAUGUUUUGGGUUUGCAUGAGUUUGAUAGUGAUCGUAAGAGAAUGUCGGUCAUACUAGGGUGCCCUGACAAUUCUGUGAAAGUUUUUGUAAAAGGUGCUGAUACGACGAUGUUUAAUGUGAUUGAUAAAUCUGUAAACUUAAGCAUAGUACGUGCAACAGAAGGCCAUCUUCAUGCUUACUCCUCAAUUGGUUUAAGAACACUUGUUGUUGGGAUGCGGGAUCUAAGUUCUUCAGAAUUCGAGCAGUGGCACUCUUCGUUUGAGGCAGCAAGCACUGCUUUGCUGGGUCGGGCUGCUCAGCUUCGCAAGGUUGCUAGCAACAUAGAGAAAAAUCUUAGAAUACUUGGCGCCUCAGGAAUUGAAGAUAAGCUGCAACUAGGGGUGCCUGAAGCCAUAGAAUGUCUAAGAGCAGCUGGAAUUAAGGUUUGGGUUUUGACAGGGGACAAGCAAGAAACGGCCAUAUCAAUUGGCUACUCUUCGAGGCUCCUAACGUCUAGGAUGACCCAAAUUAUUAUUAACAGCAACUCUAAAGAUUCUUGUAGAAGAAGUUUACAAGAUGCAAUACUCAUGGCUAAAAAGCUUGUGACAGUGUCUGGGGUCACAUACAAUAAUGAAGGAACCUCUCGAGAUGGUCCAACUCCAGUUGCCUUGAUCAUUGAUGGUACUAGCCUUGUUUAUAUUCUUGACAGUGAACUUGAGGAAGAGCUCUUUGAGUUGGCAAGUAAAUGUUCUGUAGUGCUAUGUUGCCGUGUGGCUCCAUUGCAAAAAGCUGGAAUUGUUGCCCUUGUAAAGAAGAGAACUUCUGACAUGACACUGGCCAUUGGAGAUGGUGCUAAUGACGUUUCAAUGAUUCAAAUGGCUGAUGUUGGAGUUGGUAUCAGUGGCCAAGAGGGUCGACAAGCUGUAAUGGCAUCAGAUUUUGCAAUGGGCCAAUUCAGAUUCUUGGUUCCCCUUUUGUUGGUCCAUGGACAUUGGAAUUACCAGCGAAUGGGUUACAUGAUUUUGUACAAUUUUUAUAGGAAUGCAGUAUUUGUUCUUGUUUUAUUUUGGUAUGUCCUCUUCACAAGUUUCACUUUGACAACUGCAAUUAACGAAUGGAGCAGCGUGUUGUAUUCUGUGAUCUAUACUUCGGUGCCUACUAUAAUUGUUGGAAUUCUUGACAAAGAUUUAAGUAGAAGAACUCUUUUACAGUAUCCUCAACUUUAUGGUGCUGGUCACAGACAAGAAAGCUACAACUCAAAACUGUUUUGGCUAACAGUAAUUGAUACAUUGUGGCAAAGUCUAGUCAUCUUUUUUGUCCCUCUUUUUGCAUACUGGGAAAGCAACGUUGAUGGAUCCAGCUUGGGGGAUCUUUGGACUGUUGCCGUGGUUAUUUUGGUUAAUUUGCACUUGGCUAUGGAUGUUAUUCGUUGGACUUGGGUUACUCAUGCUGCUAUUUGGGGAUCAAUCAUUGCAACCUGGAUUUGUGUCAUGAUCAUUGAUGCUGUACCAUCCUUAGUUGGUUAUUGGGCAAUCUUUGAGAUCGGAAAGACCAGGUUGUUUUGGUCCUGUUUACUUGGAAUCAUUGUUGCGGCACUUCUACCUCGAUUUGUUGUGAAGUGUCUUCAUCAGUAUUAUAGCCCUUGUGAUGUUCAAAUUGCCAGUGAAGCUGAGAAGUUUGGGAAUCCAAGAGAGUUAGGUGCUGCACAAAUAGAAAUGAAUCCAAUCUUGGACCAUCCACAGAGAUGACAAGGUGAUUUUGUUCCUUUCUUGUAUACCGUUCUAUUUCAUUCAUAUAUAGUUUUACUUAUUCUUUAGGCUGCUCUAGAGUCUCUUUUUCUUUCUCUUGGUUGCCCGAUUUUCAUUUGGUGCUAUCCGAAGGAUAGAGUUUCCGAUAGCAGUAGAUUUAUAUUCCACUUCUCUUGUAGUUUGCAUACAUAAGUUAAUGUAAAUCAGCGGUGUGUACAAUGUAAAUGAGUUCCAAUUAGUCAAUUGUAAAAUGAAAUUCACAUUAUUGAAAGAGUUAAAACAAGAUUUUCCACCCAACUUUUUUUC
Cannabis sativa is the source of this 4849-nucleotide messenger RNA. RefSeq names its product phospholipid-transporting ATPase 1-like. Gene Ontology annotation, cellular component: plasma membrane. Gene Ontology annotation, molecular function: ATPase-coupled intramembrane lipid carrier activity; magnesium ion binding; ATP hydrolysis activity. Gene Ontology annotation, biological process: phospholipid translocation. The record is from RefSeq and is a predicted model, not a curated record. NCBI's taxonomy places the organism in Eukaryota, Viridiplantae, Streptophyta, Magnoliopsida, Rosales, Cannabaceae. The transcript has 7 exons. Bases 992 to 4543 code for a protein of 1183 amino acids.